AUGCGUUACGAUCGUCACCGGAAGCGCUGUGGACACUUCGGUGGUGGACAGUUUCAACGAUACAGAGAAAAGCAGCUAGCAGAAGGAACGACGGUUCUACAGAAUGGCAAACAAAUCAAUUUCACGGUUGAUGUCGAUGCAUACGAUGAUGUUGGUGAUGAUGACGACGACGACGCAGCUGACAACGAUGAACGAACGAUUUUUGAUGUCAUUAUUGUAUAA
Molecule: messenger RNA, 222 nt
Organism: Enterobius vermicularis (human pinworm)
Lineage: Eukaryota; Metazoa; Nematoda; Chromadorea; Rhabditida; Oxyuridae
Source: the annotation of a GenBank genome assembly